Paraglomus brasilianum is the source of this 300-nucleotide messenger RNA. The record is from the annotation of a GenBank genome assembly. Lineage: Eukaryota; Fungi; Glomeromycota; Glomeromycetes; Paraglomerales; Paraglomeraceae.
AUGGAUCUUCGGAGAUAUAACUUUAUUCGUGAUCAUGGCGAUAUUAUUGAUUGGGGACAUAGCACAACAAGAAAUGAAACUGGUCAUUUCGCUGGAGCACUUGAGUGUAUGCCCCAUGGCAACUUAAAUUCAUUGGCCAAUGGCGAACAAUUGCUAAAAGUCGACAACGGCGGUAUCUCCCUCCGAAAAACAUCCCUUCGCCGAGCAUGCUCCGAGUUAUCUCCCUCCGAAAAACAUCCCUUCGCCGAGCGUGCUCCGAGUUAUUGUAAAAAGAUAUCUUAUAUACUCACCAAGUAUUGA